AGGUAGUGACGUCAGGUUCCGGAAGUGUUUUCGCUUCCUCGUGUGGCUGCAGUGUCCGCAGAAGUUAAGAGCCGCACCCACCAAUCACCGCUCGCCAACCAUCCUGACCCCGCCCCCGAGGUGACGUCAGUGCCAGAAUGUCUGUGAUUGAUAUGUUCGUGGAGCUGCAGAGCGGACUGAGCGCCGACCAGGAAAUCCGGGAGGAUAUCAGGAAAGUAGUUCAGACUUUGGAGCAGACUGCGCGGGAAAUUCUUAUCCUUCUUCAAGGAGUACAUCAGGAGGCUGGGUUCAAAGACAUACCUGCAAAAUGUGUGAAAGUACGGGAACACUUCAGCACUGUCAGAUCCCAGCUCGCCAUUCUAAAGACCAAAUUCCCAUCCGAGCAGUACUACAGGUUCCAUGACCAGUGGCGGUUCGUAUUGCAGCGCCUCGUCUUCCUGGCAUCCUUCCUGGUUUAUCUGGAAGCUGAAGAACUGGUAACCAGGGAAGCUGUGGCUGAAAUACUGGGAAUUGAAUAUGAACGAGAGAAAGGGUUUCAUCUAGAUAUUGAGGAUUAUUUGUCUGGGGUGCUGAACCUCGCCAGUGAGCUGUCUAGGUUAGCUGUGAAUAGCGUCACUGCCAGAGAUUACGCCCGACCCCUCCGCAUUGCUACAUUCAUCAACGAGCUGGAUUUUGGCUUUCGACUGCUCAACCUGAAAAAUGAUUCCUUGAGGAAGCGUUACGAUGGUCUAAAGUACGACGUGAAGAAGAUAGAGGAGGUGGUUUAUGAUUUGUCCAUCAGGGGACUCGGCCGAAGUCAGCCCAGCACCAGCUGUGCGGACAAGUAAUAGAUGCUUGUAUUUUUAGACUCGUGAGCUCAGAUUGCCAGAGCAGUCGUUCUGCGGUCCAUUCCAGCUUGCUAGUUUGGGGUAAAGGUGUUUUGAUGCUGCAUAUUCUACCAUUGUUUCAUUUUAUUGGGGUUGUUACAGUUGAUAUGAUUACCGAGUUCAUUAAGGAAGCAGAGUGAGUAAGAGUAUUUGUUGGAACCUGUGUUUUGUCUUUUCCUUUUUCUUUCCAGUAAAUAUUUGCUAUUCAGCAUGUCAGUCCUGCAGUCUCGACAGUUCUGGUGCUAUUAUUGUCUUUUUGGUUAACCUGAUCUUUCUCAAUAAUGAUUAAACCAGGGACCGCCUGGCAAUUGCCCUUCAACCCCCACUAUUCUCAGCUAGCCAAGUAAAGGUGGUGGGAGGUGUGGUCAAGCCACAGAUGACCCUAUAAGCAUUUAAAAUUGUGAUGCUGUCCCUGUUUGGGAAUCGUUUCAGCUCACUGUGAACGGACUGUUCUUUACACUAAUCGUUUAGAUACCGCAGGAAAGCCUGAACCCAUUAAAGAACCAAUGUCGUUGAUGGAUGGGGGAGACCUACAACUUGUUGUUUAUCAGAUUAUUCCCACAUUUUCUAUAAUAAAGAAUUUAUUGAA
Molecule: messenger RNA, 1455 nt
Organism: Pelobates fuscus (common spadefoot toad)
Lineage: Eukaryota; Metazoa; Chordata; Amphibia; Anura; Pelobatidae
Gene: TSN
Product: translin
Exons: 6
Coding region: 138-827 (229 amino acids)
Biological process (GO): RNA metabolic process
Cellular component (GO): cytoplasm; nucleus
Molecular function (GO): sequence-specific DNA binding; RNA binding; single-stranded DNA binding
Source: RefSeq, a predicted model, not a curated record